AUCGAGCGAUUGGAAGUCAGCAGCUUAGCGCAGACCUCUAGUGCAGUGGCCUCGAGCACUGAUGGCAGCAUCAAUGCAGACUCUGUUGAUGGGACCCCAGAUCCUCAGCGUACGAAAGUGGCUAUCACACACCUGCAACAGAAGAUACUGAAGUUGACUGAGCAGAUCAAAAUCGAACAAACAGCCCGAGAUGACAAUGUGGCAGAGUACCUGAAACUGGCCAACAAUGCAGACAAGCAACAGAGUGCACGCAUUAAGCAAGUGUUUGAGAAGAAAAAUCAAAAGUCAGCCCAGACCAUCUUGCAGCUGCAGAAGAAACUAGAACAUUACCAUCGAAAGCUGCGAGAGAUUGAACAGAAUGGGAUCCCUCGGCAGCCGAAGGAUGUCUUCAGGGAUAUGCAUCAGGGUUUGAAAGAUGUUGGAGCAAAAGUCACUGGCUUCAGCGAGGGAGUAGUAGAUAGUGUAAAAGGUGGACUUUCCAGUUUCUCCCAAGCCACACAUUCAGCAGCAGGAGCUGUGGUUUCCAAACCCCGGGAGAUUGCAUCCCUCAUAAGGAACAAGUUUGGGAGUGCAGACAACAUUGCUAAUCUGAAAGACUCCUUAGAAGAAGGCCAGGAAGAUGGGACAGGAGGCAAGGCUCUAGGUGUUAUUCAGAACUUUCAGUCAAGCCCAAAAUAUGGCAGUGAAGAGGAUUGCUCCAGUGCCACAUCAGGCUCAGUGGGAGCCAACAGCACAACAGGGGGCCCUGUGGGAGCUUCUAGCUCCAAAACAAACACUCUGGAUAUGCAGAGCUCAGGGUUUGAUGCAAUACUGCAUGAGAUUCAAGAAAUUCGAGAGACACAGGCAAGACUGGAAGAAUCAUUUGAGGACCUUAAGGUUCGCUAUCAGAGGGAUUACUCCUUAAUAAUGCAGACUCUGCAGGAGGAGCGGUACAGAUGUGAAAGACUCGAAGAGCAGCUAAAUGACCUGACUGAGCUCCACCAGAAUGAGAUCCUCAAUUUAAAACAGGAGCUGGCCAGCAUGGAGGAGAAGAUUGCCUAUCAGUCUUAUGAGCGAGCCCGGGACAUCCAGGAGGCACUGGAAGCAUGCCAGACCCGCAUCUCCAAGAUGGAGCUGCAGCAGCAGCAGCAGCAAGUAGUGCAGCUGGAGGGGCUGGAGAAUGCCACGGCCAGGAACCUGCUGGGGAAGUUCAUCAACAUCCUCCUGGCUGUCAUGGCUGUCCUCCUUGUCUUCGUCUCCACUGUGGCCAACUGUGUUGUGCCCCUCAUGAAGACUCGCAAUAGGACGUUCAGCACUUUAUUUAUAGUGGUUUUCAUUGCCUUUUUGUGGAAGCACUGGGAUGCCAUCACUGGCUACUUGGAACGGUUCUUGUCUCCCCCCAGAUGAUGGUGGCAGGAAUUGGCUGCAUUGCCCUCCUCCUGGCGCUCUCGGUGAGCAAGUGUGGCAAAGAUUAGUCAGCAGUUACUCCGCUGAAGUUUUAAAGUGUCCGAGUGAAUUUGUUUACAUUUAGAAUAACGUUUUUUCUCUGCGAGAUGCAUUGCAAUAGUAUUUUUUAGAUUUUAUUCAAGAACUCUUUUUGGCGAGAAUCCUGGAUAAUUUUUAUGUAGCAUGGUUCUCUUUGGAUGCAAAUCUUAAGAUUCUUUAAAGUGUACAAAAGAAAUAAA
This is a messenger RNA of Phaethon lepturus (White-tailed tropicbird), 1664 nucleotides long. RefSeq names its product transmembrane and coiled-coil domain family 1 (gene TMCC1). The annotation marks the transcript as partial. The transcript has 3 exons. The record is from RefSeq and is a predicted model, not a curated record. Gene Ontology annotation, cellular component: endomembrane system. Gene Ontology annotation, biological process: endosomal transport; membrane fission; endosome fission. Lineage: Eukaryota; Metazoa; Chordata; Aves; Phaethontiformes; Phaethontidae.